This is a messenger RNA of Auanema sp. JU1783, 1269 nucleotides long. The record is from the annotation of a GenBank genome assembly. NCBI's taxonomy places the organism in Eukaryota, Metazoa, Nematoda, Chromadorea, Rhabditida, Rhabditidae.
AUGAUUUCGGAUAUGGAACUUAUUGGAGAGCACAAAGUUGGAAUUCUCGACAACAACAUUGAUGCUCUAGCUUUAGCUAAAGAAAUUGCUCACAACAAGGACGCUCAAGAAAACGAUGAGGCUUUCAUGCUUGUCAACUUGGAUGUCAUUCUUGAUCGUUUCCGAUUGUGGAAAAGAGAGCUACCAAUGAUCGAGCCCUUCUAUGCUGUCAAAUGCAACACCGAUAAAGUUCUUGUUCGAGUUCUUGCCUCCCUCGGUACUGGAUUCGACUGUGCAAGUCGGGAAGAAAUUGAUAUCGUUAUGGAUAUGGGCGUAGGGGCUGAUAGAGUCAUCUACGCUAACCCGUGCAAAACAAGAUCCUUCAUUGCACAUGCUAGAGACCGUGAUGUUAAAAUGAUGACCUUUGACAAUGCGGAAGAAUUGGAGAAAAUUGCUAAGAUUUAUCCUCAAGCAGAAAUGAUUCUUAGAAUAGCCGUUUCGGACCCAACUGCUGCUUGUCCCUUGAACUUAAAGUUUGGUGCUGAUCCUGUAAGUGCAGCACCACAACUUCUAAAGACUGCUCAACGUUUAUCUGUUAAUGUCAUAGGAAUCAGUUUUCACGUUGGAUCUGGAUGCAACGAUGCUUCAGCUUACUAUACUGCCAUCAUGCAUGCUAGAACUCUCUUCGAUAUCGGAAAAGGCCUAGGAUUCAACAUGAAAAUCCUUGAUAUGGGUGGUGGCUUCCCAGGUGCUGAGCAUCACAUGCCAUUCGAAACUAUUGCUGAAGUGAUCAGAAAAAGCUUAGACGAAUUCUUCCCUUAUGGUUCUAAUGUUCGGCUUAUUGCGGAGCCUGGGCGUUUCUUCGCAGCUCGACCUUUCUCACUUGUAUGCAAUGUCAUUCACGCUACUGAAGUGCAGGCCGAUAAAAUAUCGAAAAAGGACGAUGAUAGUGAUAAAAAGGGCAUGAUGUACUAUUUGAAUGAUGGCGUUUAUGGCUCAUUCAACUGCAUUCUCUUCGAUCAUGUCCAACCCGUUGGGCGUCCAUUAUUUGAGAAAGAUAGUGAGAAACUACUGACUACAAUUUGGGGACCAACAUGUGAUAGUAUGGACAAAAUCGAAGAUAUGAAAAUGAUGUCACGUUUGGUUGUUGGAGAUUGGGUUGUUUAUGAGAACAUGGGGGCAUACACAAGUGCCGCAUCUACAACCUUCAAUGGCUUUCAACGACCUACUCCCAUCUAUGUAAUAGAUCGUAAGAAAUGGAACACAAUUGCUUCUUCUCCAUACGUCUAG